GGUUUUGAAGACUCCGGACCAGAAUGUCUUCUUCUCCCCACUGAGUGUCUCCACUUCCCUGGCCAUGCUCUCCCUCGGGGCCCGCUCAGCCACCAAGACCCAGAUCCUCCAGAGCCUGGGGUUCAACCUCACACACGUGCCAGAGCCCGCCAUCCACCAGGCUUUCCAGCACCUGCUCCAGUCGCUCAGAGCCCCCAGCAAAGACCUGGACCUGAGGAUGGGGAGUGUCCUCUUCAUCAAAAAGGAGCUGUGGCUGCAGACAAAUUUCUUGGACAACAUCAAGAGGCUGUAUGAGUCGAAAGUCUUUUCUACAGAUUUCUCAAGCACCUCCACUGCCCGGGAGCAGAUCAACAGCUAUGUGGAGAAGGAGACCGAAGGGAAGGUCGUAGACUUAAUCCAAGGCCUUGAACCUCUGACAGUCAUGGUUCUGGUGAACCACAUUUUCUUUAAAGCCAAGUGGGAGAAGCCCUUUAACCCAGGAUAUACGAGGAAGAGCUCCCCAUUCCUGGUGGGCAAGAGGACCACUGUGAAGGUCCCAAUGAUGCAUCAGGUAGAACAGUUUGCUUUUGGAGUGGAUUCAGAGCUGAACUGCUCUGUGCUGCAGAUGGACUACAGUGGAGACAUUGUGGCCUUCUUUGUUCUCCCUGGCCAGGGCAAGAUGGGGCAGCUGGAACAGGCCUUGUCAGCCAGGAUGCUGAGGAAAUGGAGCCACUUACUCCAGAAGAGGUGGAUAGAGGUGUUCAUUCCAAAAUUCUCCAUUUCUGCCUCCUAUGACCUGGAAACCAUCCUCCCGAAGAUGGGCAUCCGGGAUGCCUUUGAUAAAAAUGCUGAUUUUUCUGGAAUCACAAGGAGAGACUUCCUGCAGCUUUCCAAAGCCACCCACAAAGCUGUGCUGGACGUCAGUGAGGAGGGCACCGAAGCUGCAGUGGCCACGGCCACCAAGCUCACAGUCCGCUCCAAGGAUGGCCCCUCUCACACCGUCGUGCGCUUCAAUCGGUCCUUCUUGCUGCUGCUGGUCAGGAGAGCCACAGAGGCUGUCCUCUUCCUCGGGAAGGUUGAAAAUCCCACGAAAUUCUAGGUGGAAACCUCCUGCGACGGAGUCCACGUUGAAAACACUCAGGAAAUAAACCAUGUUGUGAUGA
Molecule: messenger RNA, 1142 nt
Organism: Leptonychotes weddellii (Weddell seal)
Lineage: Eukaryota; Metazoa; Chordata; Mammalia; Carnivora; Phocidae
Product: serpin A9
Molecular function (GO): serine-type endopeptidase inhibitor activity
Source: RefSeq, a predicted model, not a curated record